Messenger RNA from Bombina bombina (fire-bellied toad), 6067 nucleotides. RefSeq names its product gem nuclear organelle associated protein 5 (gene GEMIN5). Gene Ontology annotation, molecular function: protein binding. The record is from RefSeq and is a predicted model, not a curated record. The transcript has 29 exons. Bases 96 to 4535 code for a protein of 1479 amino acids. NCBI's taxonomy places the organism in Eukaryota, Metazoa, Chordata, Amphibia, Anura, Bombinatoridae.
CACUCACGUGGGAAGCCGGAGUUUUGCGACGGUGAGCGGUGCAUCUUGUAAAGGCUAAAGGGGCAGUAAGCUGAGCUAGGGCAGGGGAUAGUAAGAUGGGUGACCCAGAGAGGAUGCUGAGUGCCUCUCCAAAUUGGUAUUGCAGCCGUUCCAGUGAUGCUGCUGGAGGUCUUUUUGGAUUUGCUGCUCGCAAUUCUGUUUAUUUGAUGCGCGUCAGCCCACAAGAACCUGGAUUGUAUGGGGAGCUGGUAGGACAUACAGAAAGGGUGUCUGGAUUUGCAUUUUCCCACUUCUCUGGUCAGUCUCACCUCUGUGCCAGUAGCUCUGAUGAUGGUUCUAUAAAGAUCUGGGACACUCAGACUAAAACGUUACUGACGGAGCACAAGCAUCACCGGAACACAAUCUCAGCCUUGCACUGGUCUCCUCUGGUGAAAGAUUUGCUUGUAUCGGGGGAUGAGAAGGGGAUAAUAGUUUGCUUUUGGAGUAACCGUAAUGACAGCCAGCAAUUCUUCCCAGAACCAAGAACAAUCUUCUGCCUUUCUUGCUCGCCUCACCAGGAGGAUUUAGUGGCUGUAGGUUAUAAGGAUGGAAUGAUUGUGUUGAUAGAUCUCAGUCGCAGAGGGGAUGUAGUACACCGCCUUCGAGGGCAUGAUGAUGAGAUACAUUGCCUGUCAUGGUGCCCAUAUCCCAAAGAGGAGGAGUUGGGUCAGAAGCAGGAAGAAGUACCAGGAGAUUUAAAUACAACUAACGGUGAUCUUCUUCCUGAAACUGAGAACAAGGGAUGCUACUUGGCGUCGGGUAGCAAAGAUCAAACUAUCCGCAUCUGGAGCUCUGCCACAGGCAAAGGAGUUAUGACCCUAAGAUUACCUUUCUUAAAGCGUCGUGGAGGUGGGGUUGAUCCAUCCGUCAAGGAACGUCUUUGGUUGACUUUACAUUGGCCACUUGGACAUCCCACUCAAAUUUUAUCCAGCUGUUUUGGGGGUGAGCUUUUGCUAUGGGAUCUGGCCAGAUCUGGGAAACAGAAGUGGACUAUUUUAGGGUCUGGAGGAUCAGAGGGACAGAACCACACUCGAAUUGUGUUUAAUCUUUGCUCUCUUGUAACAGAGGAGGGGAGGGAGCUUCUACUGUCUACAUCCAUGGACAGAGAUGUGAAGUGUUGGGAUUUGGGAUCUUUGUCUUGCUGCUGGUCUCUCACAUCACUAGGGGGUUUUGUGUACAGUUUGGCUUUCUCUCCUGUGGCAGCUGGAUGUCUGGCUGUUGGAGUAGGGGACAGCAUGAUCCGGAUCUGGAAUACACUCUCCAUCACCAAUGCGUAUGAUGUCAGGACAUUGUGGCAGGGUAUCCGAUGUAAGGUCACCGCGUUAGCCUGGCAUCCCAUCAAAGAGGGCAGCCUUGCGUUUGGUACAGAUGAUGGGAAGGUCGGGAUUUAUGACAUUUACUCUAACAAACCCCCUCAGAUCUCCAGCACAUAUCAUAAAAAGACUGUUUAUUCACUGUCUUGGGGUCCUCCAUUACCUCCAUUUUCAUUUGGCGCCGAAGGGGACAAACCUCAAGUGACACUGUACAGCUGUGGAGGGGAAGGAAUUGUUUACCAACACAACCCUUGGAAACUGAACGCUGAAGCUCAGGAUCUCAACAAAAUUAUCCGUGACACCAAUGGUAUCAAACACAAGUUACCUUUGCACACAGAGCUAAGUUGGAAACCUGAUGGGCAACAUUUAGCUAUUGGAAAUGAAGAUGGGACCAUUGAGGUUUUCCGUGCUCCAAAUCUCGAGCUGAUCUGUACAAUUCACCAGCAUCACAAAAUAAUAAACGUCCUGCGCUGGCAUCAUGAUCACAGUGCCAACUCUGCUCUAAGUUUUCUUCUAGCCUCAGGGUCUAACAAUGCCACCAUCUAUGUGCACAACUUAAAGGGGGCCUUAGAAAUGACUGCUGAAACCCCUACCACCAUCAUAGAGCCUUUCCGCAGCCUUUCAGGUCAUACUGCAAAGAUUACCAGUCUUUCAUGGAGCCCACACCAUGAUGCAAGACUGGUGUCUGCCAGUUAUGAUGGCACCGCUCAGGUAUGGGAUGUGCUACAAGAGGAGCCGCUUAGUAACUAUCGCAGACAUAAGGGAAGACUGCUGUGUGUUCACUGGUCUCCUGUAGAGGCAGACAAGGUGUGGACAGGAGCAGAUGACUUCUGCCUUCAUUCUUGGUCCAUAUCAAAACAGGAGCAUAGCCGGCCUCCUAAAGGAAAGAAAUCUGUAGAUCUGGAGAAGAAGCGCAGUGUACAACCUAAACCAAAAGCCAAAAAGAAGAAGAAGCUGGAUAGUAUUAAACAGGAAGGAGGUGAUACAGUGGGUGGAGAGAGAGAGAGCACACUGUCAGCGCAGAAUGGCAUGUCGGACCAAGAAGAGGAAAUGAUGACUGCUGAACAUACUAAAGUGGACCAGCUACCUAAUGAAGCUGCUGCCACAGAUGUUCCGAUUCAACCUGUUUUGCCUGUGCAUCUUGUCCUGGAGAAAACCAGUCCUGGCCCGAUCCAUAGGAUUAUUCCUAUAAGGAAGGAGUUCUCCAAAGACAAAGCAGAUUUCCAUGUAAGAAAGAAGAAAAGCCGUUCACUGCUUCCUGUCAGUACCAGCAAAGACCACCGCUCCAAGGAAGAGCAGCAUCGCGACUGUGUCAUUUUGGCAGCUGCAGUGUGCCCUAAAGAAUUUAAGGGGUGUUCCUCGGAUCUUUCUGAUGACAUGAUGCAUCUGGGUCUAUAUAGUAACCGAGCCGCGCUUCAUCAUCUCAUGGAAGAGGAGGGCAAGGCUCACCUGGAAAGUGGUCACCCAGAACUUCAGCAUCAGAUCAUGGUAUGGAAAGGAGAUCUGAAGGGGACAUUACAGCUGGCAGCAGAGAGGGGAGAGCUGACAGAUCAGCUGGUGGCCAUGGCACCCAUGGCGGGAUACAAAAUCUGGCAGUGGGCUGUUGAAGCGUAUGUGAAACAGCUUUGUUUCCAGGAACAAUAUGUAAAGGCGGCUUCUCACUUGCUGACCAUUAACAAAGUUUAUGAAUCUGUGCAACUGCUGAAAGGAAACCAUCUCUUCAGGGAAGCUAUCGCUGUAGCUAAAGCAAGACUGUUACCUGAUGAUCCUGUGCUCAAGGAUUUGUACACCAGCUGGGCAGCAGUACUGGAGCAAGAUGGCCACUACUGCAUGGCAGCAAAAUGUCAUUUAGGGGCAAGUUCACCGUAUGAUGCAGCAAAAGUUCUUGCCAAGAAAGGGGACAUAUUGUCUCUGAGCACUGCAGCCGAACUCUCCUUCAUCGCAGGAGAAAAGGAUCUCGCUGCGUCAUUUGCACUACGCUGUGCACAGGAACAGCUCACUGUAAAGAACUGGGUGGGGGCCCAACAAUCACUUAAACAGCACCACAGCUUACUGGGCCAGAGGCUGGUUUUCUGCACUAGUGAGUUGUUGCACACACAUCUGGAGACAAAAAUAGCAGUAGACUGGAAAACACAGAGUACCCCGUGUUAUCAUGUCUGGGCAGAGAGAAGCAGUGGAGAAUCCUUUAUGGCCAAACUUAAAGAGCUGUGGCUGAGUGAGUUUGCAGUGGACUCAGUAGAGUGUUACUCUGAAGUUUAUCAGCAAUUGUCUACAUGUGAGAUCCCUUCAACAACUGCAAACACCAACCCCAAGCAGUUGCUGUUACAGCUCUCUCAUGAAGUAACAUUAUCUUCUCUGAGUUGCCUGUCAAUGAAAUGGGACGAUGCCGCUCCAUCAUUCCUCCAAACACUUUCCCGCUGUCAUCAGGCUGGACACUUCACCCUAAUGCAAGAUGUUUCCAAGCUGCUGCUUCCAAAUGGCUGUGAUGAAUUGCGUGAGCAUCUCACCCCAGAAAAUAAACAAAGCAUCGCUGCAUGUGAAAGCCUGCAGGCAUUCCUUGCCUACAUAAAACUGUAUGAGAUGUGGUGGGACCAGAAUGGAAGGUCCCCAGUGCAAGCAAAUGCAGACACAGAGCAAGAAAUGGACACGUCACAGGAUGAAGUUGAGAACAUGCAGGAAACGACGCAACCUGAGACCACAGGGUGGUUGAAUGACUGCAAGGUGCUCUUGUCGGAAGUGCAUGCGGCCUUUCAGAGUGCGCAAAGAGAGAUCGCUGAGGUUCAGAGAGCGCUGAGAGAGAUGAUACAGCAGCAUCAGAAGAACAGGCACACUGAUGAAAACUCCUUUGAAUUAGACCAAGAACUAGAGGAAUCUACAUCACCUCCUCAGGAAAAAGCCAACAGUCCAAGCCCAGUUGAUACUACUGCACCUGCUCCACUUUCUCUGACUGAGCUUGUGAAGAAGUUAUCAACUGCAAACCAUAAACUUGCAGAAUUCCCUGAAUAUUUUAAGGUGUUGCCAUUUCCUGAGGUUUUAGAGAGUUGUUUGGUGCUACUUCAUCUCCCCACUCCUCAGCUCUCCGCUGAGAUACGGAUACAAGCCCUGACACUGCUGCAGACUCAUAGUGCUGGAUCACCUGACCACCAAAAAGCAGCUAGGAAGUUCCUCUCUCCAGCUGUAUGACUUGCCUACAGCCAUCCUUAAAAACCACAUGCAUUACUGCUUCCAGCUCUGCAAUAACAACGUCUUUGAUACAGAUGCCUAUCAGCUGCCUUUGCUUCCACUGGAAGCUGCAAUUCACCAUAGAGCUUAAACACCUGUUCAUACUUGAGCACAUCCCAUAUAUGAUAUAAAAACGCUGGGUUUCCUCUUUUUUUUUUUUCUUUUCUUUUUUACAAUUGUUCUUUGUUUAAAAACAAACUCCUAGAAUGUUUUAUUACAGCCAAAUAAAAUAUGACCCCCUCCGAUGUCCACUAUAUAGCAAUUCAUGCAUGGGCAUUAUUCUGCAAAGCAGAACAAUUAUUAUUUAAUUUAUAAUACAGCAUAGUCCAAGAAUAUCUCUUCUUUAUCAAGUCAUAAUUCUGUUCUGAACAGAAAAAAAUGCAAGUUUGUGUAAAAUGCUUAGCCAGAAUUCACCAUGAUGCUGCUGUGUUUUAAAAUUGAUAAGGAAAGGGCAAAUCAGUUUUAAAUACAAACUGAAUGGUAAGUGAGUGCAUUAUUGGUUGACAAUAAAAGUCCUCAGGACAAUUUGAGGGCAGUUACAAGAAAGUAUUGUAUAGCUUAAGGGUACCAAAUAUCUACCAUUGGUUUGUUUUUGUUCUUAACCCACCCACAAUUGAUAUUGGAAAAUGGAUUAUUCAGAUGUAUAACAUUGACCUAGGUAUUGGCAUUAUGGAAAGGCAGACCCUUAAUAGCAGUAUGAUGCCUGUGAGUGCAAGGGAGUAAGUCUGCCUUCAAAAUUCACAGGUCACAAUAUAUCAUUGAUAACUAAACUAGUUGCAAGGUCAAAUGACAAAUCUCUUUGAGAGUAACCAAUGAGUUGCAAAAGAUUUAAAUGUAACAUGUUAUUAAUAGGACAUAAAAAUCAAUGCUUUGUUCAGAGGCUGCUUAGCUGCUGAUUGGUUGUUACUCUUGUGUGCAGGCUUGAUUAACAUACAAGCCAGGGAAUAUUAUGUAUGCAGCAACUGACACCUGACUUGGAUUUGAGGUCUGCACUAAACUCAUGCUCAAUCUGUCAGUCUUAGAUUUAAAAUAGGCUAGAGAAUCACUUUCUAACGUGCUUUAUACUGUAAAGUGUAUUCAAACAGCAUGCUGGACCUUUACAGCUUCAGUGUACUGCGAUUUUUAUGUCCCUUUAAGAACAUACUGUGCAAUUAAUACCUGGACUAGUAUGUCCCAAGAAAAGCACUUUGUUGCACAGUUGUAUAUACUGUAAGGUAUAUCUGUAAAAUGCAGUAAUUUAAUUUUGUUAUGAACAUUUUUGUAUAUACAAGUGACCUAAAUGCAUUUUCUUUAUUGCUUUCUUAUAAACUGUAAGACACUGUAGAUUUAAUUGUAGAAAAGAAUAAGUGGAGAAUUUGUACAGCCUGAAUUAAGAGCUGCUUUACAGCCAUUCCAUACAAUUCAUAUAUUUAAAAAAACAUAAAGUUCAAGUUAAGAAUGGCACUGUGAAUGUUCCACUAAUUUUUGAUUUUCAAAAUAAAUACAUGAAAAUA